AAUUACAAUGUGUUUCAUGUGGUAGAAAUAAAAAGAGAUAAUUCAAACAAAGUCAAGUUUGGUUCUUCUCGUUCCGAAUCUUACUGUUAAUCAGAAUUUAUACACAUAUUAAUUCAUGUUACAUAUUACAAUUACUAUGUGCUAAUAUAUUUAGGCAUUAACUGUGGAAUUACUUGAGGAAUAAAAUACAUUAUGGACUUUUAAGAGCUAGAAUAAAAGUCAUAUGUGCCCAACACAAGUGGUUCCAACCCAAUAUGUUACUACUAGAAAACAAUGCCUGUUUUAUUGUGUUUACGAACAUAUACAGACAUAGACAAACCGUUAGAAAUCAUUUUAAUAGCUGGUAUUAUUUGUAUACUAAUAAAGAAUCCGUCAAUUAGUUGGUUUCACUCUUUUAUUUUGAAAUUUGGUCCAGGAACUUCCUUUUUUCUUUUUUACAUCUGAAACAGUUAAUAUGCCUUUUUAAGUUAUAUUUAUUCUUUUUAGAUUAAAAAGUCCAAUUCUAGAAUUGUUUUUGUUUAAAAGUGGGUCAUUUUAGCAGCAGUCAUGAAAGAAAUAUUGUUUUAUUCUGAUUGAUUUCCGGACGGCCUAUACUUCCGGUGUUUCGUUGAAACCAGUUCCCCCGUAGAUUUGUAUUUCCACCGAAAUGUAACCUGAACACAGAAUCCUCUUAAUGUUCCUCUUAAAAUAAAUGCUUAACUUCAAACUACUCUUAGUCUGACACCAACUUAACGACGCUUAACCACAACGUAACCAAAGUCACUGAGGACAGGGUUGAGAGAGGGAUAAUUUGAACGGUUAACAGACUUCACCACAACACCUACUGGUCCGUAUCUUUUACGCAUGCGUACUUAUAAUAAUAGUACCGGAAGCGGCUCUUACACAGCUUGGCUGUCUCUCUACACACUGACUGAGAAAACGCACUGAUUUCGGCUUCAAAAAUGAUGAAGUGUCUCCCUAAACUGCUGCUGCUUGCGCUGUUAGCCUUCCCGGCGACCCUCCUCAUCAAAGGGCCGAUGGCGAGCGCCCAGGACCUGACUGAGGAUGAGGAGGCUGAGGCCGUGGAUGAAGAUGUCGUGGAUGACGUGACGGACGAGGACGACGAGGCUGAAGUGGAAGACGAUGAGAACGUAGAGCUGACGGAAGAAAAAGAAGAAGAAGAAGAGGAAGCGUUGGUUGGAGAAGUGAAGGCUUCUCCCAACGCUGACACCACCAUCCUCUUCGUCAAAGGAGACGACUUCCCUGCCAACGAGAUCGUGAAGUUCCUCCUCGGUUUCUCCAACAAAGGACCAGAGAACUUCGUAGUUGAGUCUCUGGACGCCUCCUUCCGUUACCCACAGGAUUACCAGUUCUACAUCCAGAACUUCACGGCCCUCCAGCUCGGCAUCGUGGUCCCGGCCUCCAAACAGGCGACCUUUGAGUACUCCUUCAUCCCAGCGGAGCCGAUGGGGGGGCGGCCGUUCGGACUCGUCAUCAACCUCAACUACAAGGACGGAAACGGAAACGUUUUCCAGGACGCCGUGUUCAACCAGACGGUCACCGUCACAGAGCGAGAGGAUGGACUAGACGGAGAGACGAUCUUCUUGUACGUCUUCCUGUCGGGCCUCGGGCUGCUGGUGGUCGUCGGUCUUCACCAGCUGAUGGAGUCCAGAAAGAGGAGACGUCCAGCUGCAAAGGUGGAGAUGGGAACUUCAAGUCACAACGAUGUCGACCUCAGCUGGAUCCCUCAGGAGACACUCAACCAGAUCAUGCAGAGUCGCAGAGACAAAGCGUCUCCAAAAAGAUCUCCUCGCAAGAGGAACCAGAAACGCUCAGCCGGCUCGGACGAGUGACGGGCGCCAUGAACACACGGUGGUGAAACCAUACCACCGGUGAAGGAGGAGGAAGAUGAUGAGGAGGAGGAGGAGGAGGAGGAGGAGGAGGAGGGCCACACUCUGUCCUCUCUACUGAAAAACUUUAACCAGUGCCAAGCACAGCAACGGCUGGCUCUCUACUUAAAGCUUAGAAACUGUUGCACACACACACACACACACACACACACACAGUGUGAAACGGUUCGUCCUGUUUUGGGUUCAAACGGCACAUUUUUCUCUAAAGAUUGUUGGUUUUUCUUUAGAUGAUAUUUAGUUUGUUGAAGCUGAUCAUGUGAUCGUUGUUUGUUUACGUCCCUCUCUGGUGUAGAGCUGCAACUAAACUAAGAGUAGAAAAUCAAUUAAGUCAAAGAACAAUGAGCCAAAACAUGUGAAAUGUCUCCGUUCCCUCUUCUAUUGUUCUGAUAAGGUCUUCAACUGAACAUCUUUGACUUUAGAACGUAAUAAUAAUCUGAAGAAGUCGUGUUCUCUACAGAUGAUCAAACGUUAUGCAGACGACUUGAUGCUGGACGUUGCAGCUCCACUCUUGUGAGUGAAGGAGACUCUUUGACUUGUUUUUAUCUCUUAGUUAUUCUGCUGUCGCUUCUCUCAUUUCACCGUCUGGUUAGAACGUCCUUGCAGACUUUAUUAAACAGACGUGUAGCGGAGUCGAGUCUUCGUCCUGCAGACGGCAGGAGGGCACUUUGUACGUGGAAGUAAGUUAAACAUGGAGGCGGCUUGCAGGAGCUUCCACAGUGUUGUAGACUUCUAUCAUAAUCGUUGUUGUGGACGGGAAAAACAAGCAAUUUAAAUUCAGGCUGGGUGUGAAUCUAAAGACCUUUUAUUCCCUGAGGUCGUGAGCGGAGAUCAACCGGCCCUUUAAACCCUGAGCUCAUCAUCACGACGCCUCGCCGCGUGCCUGUUUUUCUACUUCUCUUGUCUGUAAAAUGUCCAAACUUCUGUUUUCUCUUCAAAAUCAGAGCGACAAUAAUUUGAGUCUUUUUUGUUUUCUUUGAAUUGUGAAAACUGGCUGAAGCACUGGUGUAAAUACUGUCUGAUGGAUGAGAGCAGAACUUACUGAGCUAAUUUAUUUGAGUGACAGAUUGGGUUUAAACAAGGGGCGGGGCGGGAGCGGGUGUUUGUGCACUGUUUUUUUUAUUUCACCACUAGGGGGCGACACCGACUCGCUCUAGGACUCGGUUCUAGAGUUUAGUCCUUUUUAAAGCUCUGUCUCUGAGAGGAGUCCACCUGUAGCUGCGUGUCGGACUCUUAAAGCUGCAGAACACACCUGAGUCUCCAGGGGGCGGAGCUUAAGUCUCUCGUACUAAAAUAAACGGGGCUGUCAUUCAGAGAAACGUACUAAUACUUUUUAUUUGCUUUUAAAUGUGCAGGAAAUAAACUUUGAUGAUUUGCU
Molecule: messenger RNA, 3264 nt
Organism: Anarrhichthys ocellatus (wolf-eel)
Lineage: Eukaryota; Metazoa; Chordata; Actinopteri; Perciformes; Anarhichadidae
Gene: ssr1
Product: signal sequence receptor, alpha
Exons: 10
Coding region: 942-1832 (296 amino acids)
Cellular component (GO): endoplasmic reticulum; endoplasmic reticulum membrane
Source: RefSeq, a predicted model, not a curated record